Messenger RNA from Ostrinia nubilalis (European corn borer), 548 nucleotides. RefSeq names its product large ribosomal subunit protein eL27 (gene RpL27). Gene Ontology annotation, molecular function: structural constituent of ribosome. Lineage: Eukaryota; Metazoa; Arthropoda; Insecta; Lepidoptera; Crambidae. Bases 106 to 510 code for a protein of 134 amino acids. The record is from RefSeq and is a predicted model, not a curated record. Gene Ontology annotation, biological process: translation. The transcript has 3 exons. Gene Ontology annotation, cellular component: cytosolic large ribosomal subunit; ribosome.
CACAACUAAUGGAAAAUUUUUGACACAUGUCAAAUAAAUUAUUCUUUAUUGCGGCAACACAAUUCCUUUUUAUUGUCGACGGCUAAAAGAGAAUAUCCAUCAAAGAUGGGUAAGAUUAUGAAACCUGGGAAGGUGGUGCUGGUCCUUAGUGGCCGGUACGCGGGCCGCAAGGCCAUCGUAGUCAAAAACUACGACGAGGGCACGUCUGACAAGCCCUACGGACACGCUUUCGUCGCCGGCAUCGACAGGUAUCCCCGCAAAGUUCACAAGAGGAUGGGCAAAAACAAAAUCCACAAGCGCUCGAAAGUCAAGCCUUUCGUAAAGCUCGUCAACUACAAUCACCUCAUGCCAACCCGUUACUCAGUUGACUUCAGCUUUGAGAAGUUCAGCGCAAAGGACCUGAAAGACCCCGCCAAGCGCAAGAAGCUCAGAUUCAACACGCGAGUACGCUUCGAAGAGAGAUACAAGAGCGGAAAGAACAAGUGGUUCUUCCAGAAGCUUAGGUUCUAAGGUGUACUUUUAAAAUAAAAAGUUACUGACGUAACACA